Messenger RNA from Didymodactylos carnosus, 2274 nucleotides. Lineage: Eukaryota; Metazoa; Rotifera; Eurotatoria; Philodinida; Philodinidae. The record is from the annotation of a GenBank genome assembly.
AUGAAUGCCCUAAAUAAACAUAUUUGUCAAAAAGUUCGGUGUAAUCAUGGCUUUUGUGUACCCUAUGCUAACUCGAUGAAUUGUAAAUGUUCUGACGGCUGGAUCGGUGAACUAUGUAAUGAAGUUGAUAAGCUAUAUGAGCAAAAAACAAAAAUGUGUUCCAAAAAUUCAAUAUAUAUUAAUAGGCAACGGUCAAAAUCAUCCCUUCCCAUAUGUAUUUGUCCAUUAAAUAUGAUUGGUUCAUUUUGUAAUGUAAAAUUUAAUGCUUGUAGUGAAAAUCCUUGUCAUAAUAAUGCUACAUGUUUGCCAUUGACCGAUAUAAGUACUCACAAAGACAGUGAUAAACAAUAUGCAUGUAUUUGUCAAGAAGGAUAUACAAGUGAUUCUAGUUGUGAAGAGAAAUCAAGACGAAUUAAUAUUAUGUUCGACUACGACAACGUUAGCAUCAGUACCAGUAACAUAGAUAAAAUGCCGGCAGUUGUUAUUCAUUUUGUUCCAGCGACUACCGGUCCAUUAGGAUCGUUACAUGAAUAUAAUAAAAGAGAAUUGUACCAGAAUAUUAAUUAUAAACAGAUGCUGACAGUAUUUUAUGAGUCAACUGCAUUCGAUGUUGUUUAUUUACAAAUGUUUCCUGAUCGGAUAUCUAAUCCAUACGGUUUAUACUAUCUUAUUGUUUUACUAAAUGCAACAAACAGACAAUGGAUAAAUGACUUAAUUUUGAAUACAACCGUAGUUCAACAAAAUUAUUGUCCAAAUGUACAAGAAAUUCUAAACAGUACUGUAAUGAAAUUCAGUCGAUUAAGGCGUAUUAAAUAUUAUCAAAAACCAUGUCGAGAAAAUAUCGAUUUAGUAUGUUUCUAUGAUGAACAAUAUUUCUGUUUAUGUGAUCAAACACAUGAUAGCGAAUGUUUUUAUUUUGAUCAUAACAUUCAAAAAUGUGCCUACUGUGAAAAUGAUGGUAUUUGUAUUAACGAUAAUGAGAAAAAUCCAUUAAAUUAUGUUUGUAUUUGUCCAGGUAUAAUCAGUUUUCACUACAUUCAUAUCCAUUUGAUUAGACAAGGAACCUCUAUCCCGGUUACUUCCAUUGGCAUAGUAUGCAUUUUCUACAGAACAGGCGGACAUGUAACUACUACCGUUGAGGGUACUCUCUUUUCGCAUAAAAAUGACUUCCAGGCACCCAGAACUUCAUAUCAAUCAGAAAUUAACAUAUUCGGUGUCCACCCUCACCUAAUAUUGUUGUAUACCCAAUCUAUUGGGAUCAAUAAUGUUUGGUCACUCAAUAAUAUUGUACAAUAACAUUGGGUAAUAAUGGGUUCCACAAUACACUGGAUCCCAACUUUUUAACCUUAAUAUCAUUUACCUUCAUAAAAACGUGAGGAAGCAUAUUCUGAUCGGGAUUAGGCAUGCACCGAUUAAUAAUCGAUGUUAGCGCAUCCAGCAAGGUCGUUCCGAAUCAAUUAUAAAAAAAGCACUUAGAGCUGCCGAAUGUCGCUUUUUGUAGAAAAAUGUUUGCUCUCCCAAACUGAAGUAAAAAAGACAUUUUAGUGUUAUCGGCGACAGACAUAUAAGCAUCCAAAACUGAGCAAAAUUGCGAAAAAUGCGACUAUCUAUCAUUUUUCUAUGAUUAUAGUGCAUUUUCGAUUUAUUGUAUUUUCUCUAUGGAUAACAUUAAAAUUCUUUUAGCACUUCAGUUUGGUAGAGCAAACAUUUUCCUACAAAAUGAGACAUUCGGCAGCUCUAGGAGCUUUUUUAUAACUGAUUUGGAACGACUCUGCUGAAUGCCCUAAUAUUGUUUAUUAAUCGGUGUAUGCCUAACUGGGUUAUAUUCUGAUUCAAAACGGGAUAUAAAGCAUGCGUUUGUACCGUAAAAGUAGGCCGAACUUAAGUGACUCAAUAACAUUGUAAUUAGAUGACGUUAGAGCCAAUAAUCGGAAUAAAUAAUAUUUUAGAAAAGCAGCCAUAAUUGAUUAACUAUAUAUUCUUUAUUGAAUAAUAAACUCAACGUUUCGGGCUCGUCUUAGAGCCAUUUUCAACAGCAAAGUACAACUGAAACUUUUUAAAUGUACAACUGUACCACUGUAUCAAUAUAUAUAUAUACAAGGGUAGAGAAGAUUAAAGAAAGAAAUAGAUAGAGAGCAGAACAAGAAUGUAGUAAAAAUAUAUACUUGUAGUUUCGUCUAGUCUUUUUCUUCACCUCCACCACAAGGAUCAUACAUUUUUAAUUUAGAGAGUCCGUCUGUUUAGACAAUUAAAUGUAGAAUUUCUCGAUAUCAU